AUGACCUCAAGGAAUCCGUCCUCGUGGGACGAGUACGAACGGGGUAGUUCCCCUCACAGGAGUGGAAGCGUGUCUUCGGCGGAGAACAGAAGCGUCCAGUUCGAGAGUGAAUCGCUUCUAGGCCGCAGUGUCGGCGACCGUGGUCAAGAUGACGAGUGGCCCCAGUUAAGACGUCGAAGGUCAUCGGUCACAGAACGGCUCACCGCCAUCACUGACAUUGGGGGCGUCAACAGCAUCAGGUCUUUCACAAAGAGCUGGCAACGAGCUGCUGGCUUCGUCGAAGUCAUCCCCCACCGGCCCGCGUUUGUCUUCGCCCCAGACCAGGCACCGAUUGGCGCACCAGAGGUCACAGGGUAUGAAAGUGCUGACCUCGAGAGCCACCAUGCACACCCGAGGACGUCACUGCUGCGCCGUCACCUCGAAGCCAGUCCGCCUGAGCCUCGAGAUGGCGGCCCCGAGCCUGGGGCGAGCCAUCCACCUCCGAGACAAGCGCACGAUGAACGGGAAGCGAAACAUGUAGACCAUGACCUCUCUCAGGCAUUCCGAGUCGGGAGCCACACCACCAGCUCUGGGUCGAUAUUCGGUACACCGCCGUACCUCACCACUCCGCCAAUCAUUGGGAGCUAUGCCUCGCACCGGACUUAUGGCACGAUCCGGUCCGACAUCAGCCGCCCGUCAAUGGAGGAAGCGGGCGCGCUCUGGCGACAGCAGCAGGAGGAGGGAGGCAAUGUGCCAGACGGGGAAGGCGAGCCAAUCCUGGUGAAGGAGGUCGAGCAGGACGGCAAGUUCAUUUUGGCUGUCGAAGGGCAGUCGACCCUGCCUCAGACCGUGUUCAACUCCAUCAACGUUCUCAUAGGGGUUGGCCUGCUAAGUCUGCCACUGGGCAUCAAGUAUGCCGGCUGGGUCUGCGGAAUGGUGACUCUAUUCCUCUGUGCCGCGGUGACUGCCUACACAGCCAAGCUGUUGGCAAAGUGCAUGGACUUGGAUCCUAGUCUGAUCACCUUCUCAGACCUGGCAUUCAUCUCAUUUGGCCGCAAUGCUCGGAUCGCUACGAGUGUUCUCUUCACGAUGGAGCUUCUGGCGGCGAGUGUGGCUCUAAUCGUCCUCUUUGGCGACACUCUGGACCUGUUGUUUCCAGGUCUUCUUACCGUGGUCCAGUGGAAAAUUCUGUGCUCUUUGAUCAUGAUACCCCUCAAUUUCCUCCCGUUGCGUCUUCUGAGUUUCACAAGCAUCAUCGGCAUUGUCGCCUGCUUUGGCAUUGUUUCAAUACUGUUACUCGAUGGCUUCAUCAAACCAGAUAGUCCAGGUUCCUUGCUUGAACCCGCCAAGACUUACAUGUUCCCUGCGAAUUGGCUGACACUGCCCUUGUCAUUUGGAUUGCUCAUGUCCCCCUGGGGCGGCCAUAGUGUGUUUCCUAAUAUCUACAGAGAUAUGAGACAUCCGUAUAAAUAUACUCAGGCCUUGAAGAUUACGUUCUCAUUCACGUACCUUCUAGACACCACAACAGCAGUCGCCGGGCUUCUUAUGUUCGGCGACGGUGUCCGUGAUGAGAUUACCGCCAACAUUUUGCAGACUACAGGCUAUCCGCGAGUUCUGACGUUUCUCAUGUGCAUCUUCAUCGCAAUCAUACCCCUGACUAAGAUCCCACUGAACGCAAGACCAAUCAUCAGCACUGCGGAAGUCGUGCUCGGCCUCCACCAACAGGCGGUGUCGGACAAUUCUAGUUUGGUUGGCCGCUCUGCGAACUUCCGAGGCAUCAUGAAAGUUGCCGUACGGAUCGGGACCGUGUUGUGCUUCCUCGUCAUCUCCAUCCUCUUCCCUGCCUUUGACAGCAUCAUGGCCUUCAUGGGGAGCGCCUUGUGCUUCACCAUUUGCGUAACCCUCCCACUAGCGUUCUACCUGAAGCUGUUCAAGCAUGAAAUCACCGCCAAGGAGAGGCUAAUGGCCUCCACCAUCAUGGUUAUCUCGACCGUCCUCUCCGCCGUCGGUACCGUCUGGGCCUUCCUCCCAAAGAGCCUCAUCGGCGCCGAAUGA
Messenger RNA from Phialemonium atrogriseum, 2034 nucleotides. RefSeq names its product putative vacuolar amino acid transporter 1 protein. NCBI's taxonomy places the organism in Eukaryota, Fungi, Ascomycota, Sordariomycetes, Cephalothecales, Cephalothecaceae. Gene Ontology annotation, molecular function: L-glutamine transmembrane transporter activity. Gene Ontology annotation, biological process: amino acid transmembrane transport; proline transport. Gene Ontology annotation, cellular component: fungal-type vacuole membrane. The transcript is spliced from 8 exons. The record is from RefSeq and is a predicted model, not a curated record. Bases 1 to 2034 code for a protein of 677 amino acids.